Molecule: messenger RNA, 2393 nt
Organism: Synchiropus splendidus (mandarinfish)
Lineage: Eukaryota; Metazoa; Chordata; Actinopteri; Syngnathiformes; Callionymidae
Gene: cat
Product: catalase
Exons: 13
Coding region: 89-1669 (526 amino acids)
Biological process (GO): hydrogen peroxide catabolic process; response to hydrogen peroxide
Cellular component (GO): peroxisome; mitochondrion; cytoplasm
Molecular function (GO): heme binding; catalase activity
Source: RefSeq, a predicted model, not a curated record
GCCGUGGUCUAGUGGAAGUGGAUUCCCAGCUGUCAGUCACUGUUAUUGUGUUUUAGCUAAAGCACGGGUCACACUGAGUUGAGGCGAGAUGGCCGACUGCAGGGAUAAAGCCACUGACCAAAUGAAGAUAUGGAAGCAGAACAGAGCUUCUCAGAAACCGGACACACUGACCACAGGAGGCGGACAGCCCAUUGGAGACAAGCUGAACCUGCUGACAGUUGGACCCAGAGGGCCGCUGUUGGUUCAGGAUGUGGUCUUCACGGAUGAAAUGGCCCACUUUGACCGCGAACGAAUCCCAGAGCGAGUGGUGCAUGCCAAAGGGGCAGGAGCCUUCGGAUAUUUUGAGGUGACACAUGACAUCACUAAAUACUGCAAGGCCAAGGUGUUUGAGCAUGUUGGCAAGACCACACCCAUUGCCAUCCGCUUCUCUACCGUUGCUGGUGAAUCUGGAUCAUCCGAUACCGUUCGAGACCCCCGAGGUUUUGCUGUAAAGUUCUACACCGAAGAAGGCAAUUGGGACCUGACGGGGAACAACACCCCUAUCUUUUUCAUCAGGGAUGCCAUGCUGUUCCCCUCCUUUAUUCAUACACAAAAGCGCAAUCCUCAAACCCACAUGAAAGAUCCGGACAUGGUUUGGGACUUCUGGAGCCUGAGGCCAGAGUGUCUCCAUCAGGUUUCUUUUCUGUUCAGUGAUAGAGGUUUGCCUGAUGGCUACCGCCACAUGAACGGCUAUGGCUCUCAUACCUUCAAACUGGUCAAUGCUGCUGGAGAGCCCGUCUACUGCAAGUUCCACUACAAGACUGAUCAAGGAAUUAAGAAUAUGGAUGUGGAGGUGGGAGAACGGCUGGCCGCCACCAGCCCAGACUAUGCCAUUGGAGACCUGUUCAAUGCCAUCGAAACUGGCAACUUUCCUUCUUGGACCUUCUACAUCCAAGUCAUGACCUUUGAGCAGGCUGAAAAAUUCCAGUUCAAUCCCUUUGAUCUGACCAAGGUUUGGUCACACAAGGAGUACCCAUUGAUUCCUGUGGGCCGACUGGUGCUCAACAGGAACCCAGUGAACUACUUUGCUGAAGUGGAGCAGCUGGCCUUUGACCCCAGUAACAUGCCUCCAGGUAUCGAGCCCAGUCCUGACAAAAUGCUGCAGGCUCGUCUCUUCUCCUACCCAGACACACAUCGACACCGUCUGGGAGCCAACUACCUGCACAUCCCUGUCAACUGCCCUUACAAGGCCCGGGUGGCCAACUACCAGCGUGAUGGUCCCAUGUGCAUGUUUGACAACCAAGGUGGUGCUCCAAACUACUAUCCCAACAGCUUCAGUGCUCCGGAUUGUCAGCCAGACUGUGUGGAGUCAAAAUUCAAGGUGUCCCUUGAUGUGGCUCGCUACAAUAGUGCUGAUGAUGACAAUGUCACACAGGUGCGCACAUUCUUCACUCAAGUGCUGAAUGACGAGGAGCGUGAUAGACUUUGUAAGAACAUGGCAGGAUCCCUGAAGGGGGCGCAGCUCUUCAUCCAGAAACGCAUGGUUGCCAACCUGAAGGCUGUGCAUCCUGACUACGCUAACAGAGUGCAGGCGUACCUGAACAAAUUCAAUGCCGAAGCUGAGAAGAACUCAGUGCAUGUGUACAGCCGUCCGGGGGCUACUGCCGUCACCGCUUCCUCCAAGAUCUAACUGCCUUAAAACCAGAGGAGGUCGCCCUCACCUGCCUGACCGCAAAAGCACUUCAGUAACCGCUUCAGCCAUUUACACGAGAUGAUCAGAUUGAUUUUGAGCAUGAAAGCUCGGAGGAAUUCUUAUGUCAAACUUACCUAAGACUGUCAUUCUACAACUAAUGACUUGUUAAUUCCAGACUAGAGAGGAAAUAUUCAAGACGUAGUGAAUUUUAUUUGAAGGAUGAGCGAUUUAUCAUCAGUGUUCCUACAUAUGUUUUAUCAGUCAUCUUAUUUACUAAUGAGAGCAUGAUGUUUCUUUUCACAUGAUCAUGUGCCUUGUGAUGUUUGAACCAGCAUCAGAUCCAUAAUGGGAAACACAAAUCCUUUUUGACCAACUGAGUUAACAAAUAAUCACAUUCCAAGACCUUCACCUGGAUCCAGGGGUCUGAUGACAGUUGCAGCGUUUAAAUCUUAUUAAAGGAAUUCAUCUGCACAGAGGGUAAAUACUGGACUAAAAAUAUCGUUUUCUUCUGAAUGUUGGCUGCAAAUAUGGAAUGGGACUACCUGCCGUUUGAUGACAUCAUACCAGCAACAUGCUGACAUGUUGUUUAUUCAAGUUUGCCAUGUAAGGUCCAAAACCCCCCAAAACAAUUUGGAAAAACAGUCACUGUCUUGUUUGAACCAAUGAAUAUCUGACUUCUUGUGUACAUUUUUGCUAAUAAAAUAAUCAUGUUCCAAAUUCA